AUGUUCCAGAUGACCUCCUGCACUAUUCCAGAAGCUCUGAGGGAAUAUUUUGUGCAUAAGGUUAACGAAAGAGAAAAAAAAUAUUAUGAAAAGGAUCGGUUCAGGCCCCUCCUAGCAUGUUUUACAUUAGGAAUUGGAUCGACGAAGACGAAGAAAAGUGAGAUUUUCGAAUAUUUGAUACUAGCUGGAGCAUUUUGCACCGCUCUUGCAAGCAGUCGACAAAUUUUACCUCCCGAUGUCCAGUAGCCAUCUUUUCACUUUAGUGAUAACUAACUUGUCGCUUGAGAUAUCUUUCAAGUUCACUUCGCCUAAAAGAGCGAUUCAUGGCAAACUUGAACAUAUUUGGAGACUCUACAUCGAUUGCAUCGAACGGGCGCCUCAACCAAAAUGGCGUCAACUCGCCAACCGUCGGUUGCAAAAUUAUGGAGGCCUUGUUGGCAAAACGGCUUUGAUUCCAGACGACGACUUUCCUAUGGUGAAAUAAUUUCAGUUUCAAAAAAAUAGUUUUGUCAUGAAAAAAAUUUCAGGAGCUCCGAUAUUUGAUGAAAAAAAUCGACGACCUCGGAGUCUUCCCCAAUCCAGUAAAUCAUGUGUUGGUGAAUGAAGUGGGUGAUCAGAUAUCUGACCAAAAACGAUCAAAUUAAAAACAUAUUCAUAUGUUUCCUGUUUUCAUAUUGAGUAUCUCUACUGAUCCGAUAGGAAAAACUUGAAAAUUUGAGCAAAUAUGAAGGUUUGUAUAAGCGCCACGUUAACGUCAAGGUUUCUGACGGCUAUUUUUCCCUGUUUCAUGCGCUCUCCGGCCAAUCCAAUUUCUUCUUCCAAGUUUAGUACGAGCCGGGCCAAGGAAUUCUUCCACAUGUUGACGGUCCGGCGUUCCAUCGCGUCGUGACGACCGUCACCCUCAAUUCUCACACUCUUCUCGACAUUUAUAAGCCGGUCGACACGGAAGUUAGUCUACCUUUCUCAAUAUUUUGUAGACUUUUUUUUGCGAAAACAAUCAAAAACGUUCAUUUAAUUUCAUAAGAAGACUUCUAACGAAGAAGGCUGAGGUCAAACUUUAUUGGGAAAAAUAAUACAAAUCAAUAAGUUAGUCAGGGUCAUUGCUCACAUGUGAAAGUUGCUCCAGCUCUUUUGGCGUCGAUGCUCCUUCUCGUCUCUGUAA
This is a messenger RNA of Caenorhabditis auriculariae, 1162 nucleotides long. NCBI's taxonomy places the organism in Eukaryota, Metazoa, Nematoda, Chromadorea, Rhabditida, Rhabditidae. The record is from the annotation of a GenBank genome assembly.